This is a messenger RNA of Anastrepha obliqua, 1143 nucleotides long. Its product is annotated as AT-rich binding protein-like. The coding region runs from base 1 to 1143 and encodes 380 amino acids. Lineage: Eukaryota; Metazoa; Arthropoda; Insecta; Diptera; Tephritidae. The record is from RefSeq and is a predicted model, not a curated record. The transcript is spliced from 2 exons.
AUGAACCCAACUUCACAACAGCAAAUGCAAUUGUUACAAGCACUACCCGCGGCGACGCACCUGCAACAGUUGCAUCAGACGACACCACCUCCGCCGCCGCCGCCAUCAGUAGCGUCCGCUUAUCAAGCAUAUCCGGCGACCAUGCUGCAACAGCAUACAGCGCAACACGCCCAGCAACAGCAGCAGCAAUUCCAGCUGCAGCAACAAUAUCACUUUCAGCAGCAGCAACACCAACAACAGCAACAACAGCAGCAAUUGCAAAUGUUACAAACCUAUAUGCAAUUGCAGGCGAAUAAUCUGGCUGCCGCCGCCACAAGUACACCCACCAAGUACCAAGCUGCUGCAGCGGCCGCCGCAGCCGCUGCCGCCGCCGCCUUACAGCAUCAGCAACAACAGCAACAUCACCAGCAGUUGCACCAGCCAAUGACAUCGCCUCCACCACUGCCGCCGCAACAGCAAUACUUUGCCGCCACCCCAGCGGCCGCGCCGCCACACCAGCUCACCAUCAUACCGGCGGCGGCCUGUAAUGGUGCUGCUGCCGUCGCUGCCGCCAUGUUUGCAACGGCCACUGCCGCAGCUGCGGCGAAUGCCAACAAUGUCGGAUCAGUUGCAGUCACACCAGCAACCGCAACACCAUCCAACAAUGUAAAUAAUAACAUGCUUAAUCUAUCUGCAACAACUAGUGCUCGUGGUUGUGGCAUCGGACUGUUGGCCGUGCCACACUACGCGCCCGUAACGUAUAUGAAACGCCUCAAUGGCAACAGCGCGCACAACGCCGCACUCCUCCAACACUAUGGCGGUACUGGCCGACGCAUGGCGGAGUCUGCAGCAGCAGCAACAGCAGCCGCCGCCGCCGCUUUAGACUGUCGCGGUGAUGACGAGUUGCGUUGUGCCACGACAGCUGAAACAGUGCUGUACACUGCCAACGCCUCCAGGCCAGCGGCAAUGGAUUUGGAGGAGGCGGAGUUGAUUGAUGAGGAUGUGAUUGCGGGCGCUGACGUCGCGUCGACUGGCAGCAGCUGCAGUUCGGUGCCUUCUGAUUGUUCUUCUAUGCCAUCGCCAUCCUCUGCUACUACUACUACCACUACUACUACUACUACUACUACACUCCACUUAACUUCUCCUAAAAAGGUUUGUGUCUGA